GUUCCAUUUGGAGUUCGGUUUCAGUUCAGUUCAGCUUUACUCCUCGUCGAGUGGGGUUUAUAACGUGUGUUUUCACUGCACUUUAAAAGACGCUUAGGCUCUUUUCUAGUACAACGGAAUACCGCCGCUCUUCAAUUCGGCGCCAUCAGUCUCGCUUCGUUUCUCUCUGUGCCCUGAGCACUUAUAUACAAGAGGAUUUCUUAAUUACAUCACUAUUUUAAUUAGUGCUACGUACUAUUUUUCAUAUUUUCUACACUAUUUGGAUUUGGAAUUAAAGUUACAGUGCAUUGUGAGUGUGGUGAAAUGAGUGAGUGCUGAAACGGGGAACUAGCAUCUAGAUAUCUUGUAACGAGGGGGGGAAAAAGUCGACAAUCGGGUAAAUUUGCGACUUGCUGGCCAAGGCAAGAGGCGUUCUACAGGCCGCCCGGCUAUGUCGAUGUCUGGAGCGAGGUCGGCGCACACAAAGAGGAUCAGUCUGUCGAGACUGUAAUAUAGUGUUCGGUGACUAUCCUAUAGCAGUUUUGUACUUGCAACAGAGGUAUAGAGAGCCGGCUGAGAUAAAGCCGAGAGUAAAAUGCUCUACUGCCAGAGGGAAUAACAUUAGGCCUCCGUACGUAGGCUCAUGCGUACAGAGGCUAACCCGCCUUCACAUAGAUUUGUCUUAUGAGACAAAAAUUAACGGCCAAAAUGACGGGAAUGAGUAAGAGAACAUAUCUCAGGGAAGUGAAUCCCUAUCUGAUUUGUCCGCUUUGUCGAGGAUAUUUAAUAGAUGCAACAACUGUAGUCGAGUGUUUACAUUCUUUUUGCCGAAGUUGCAUUCUAAAGCAUCUUCGAUCACAAGCACAAUGUCCCUCCUGUUUGCAUUUAUUAAAUAAAGCAAAACCCAACAUUAAGGCUGACAAAGCUUUACAAGAUAUUGUAUACAAACUGGUACCAGGACUUUAUCACAAAGAAAUGAGAAAGAGGAGAGAAUUUUAUAAGAAACAUCCAGAACAUGCGGAUUCUGUGACACCAGAGCAACGAGGCGAAGACGUGAGUGGAAGACUGAUUUUUGCACCGGAGGAUGCAAUAAGUUUGAGUUUGGAAUACCUUCCUCCUGGUGCAGAUCCUACAGCAUUAAGUUUGAGUACCAAUGAUGCGGACACAAUACAGCCAAACACAAAUAAUACCCAGUCAAAUAAUAAAAGUGACGUGGCAAGUACUCAUGAUUGUAGUCGAAGGUAUUUGCAAUGUCCAGCUCUAGUGACAAUCGCACAUCUCAAGAAAUUUUUGGCUCUGAAGUACAGUGUCGACGUUACUCGAUAUUGCAUUGAGAUUUGCCACAGACGUGCACCACUUCCCGAACAUUGGACUCUAAUGGACGUUGCCUACAUUUAUGCUUGGAAACGAAAUGCUCCGUUGAGAUUUUUCUACCGGAUAACGCAAGAAGAGCAACGAUUGGAAGCACCGGUGAAUGACAGGCCGUCAACUCCUGGCGUUGGAGCAAGUUUAUCAGCAGUUGAAAAUGGAAAUAACAAAACUGAAAGUGACGAUCAAGUACAAGUGGAAAAAGAAGACUCCUCUAAAGUGCAGAAAGCAGCAAAGAAAAACGAUGUCAAGACUCCGUUAACAGUUCCCCCUUCAACAAACCCUAAUGCCAGUGUCAAGGUAGAUAAGAAACCUCACACACCUGUCGCGAAAGAAAGUGCCAAAGCGGUCAAAGUGAAUCAAUCACCAGUUGACGAUGAAACGAAACAAAUUAAAAGUCCCAUCAAGAUAUUGAAAAAUUCCGACGGUCGCUACGAGGUUCUAAGAACAACAAACAGUCAAACUUCCCCCGAAUCACGUGAAACCCCACGUAAUUCAAGUGAAAAGAAAACUGCAAGUCCAGAAUUCAGUGUCGUUAGCAUCGGCGACAGUCCCAAUUCGAACGGAGUGAAAAUAACAUUAAAACAGUGCGCACCCGGAGGCUUAUCCUCAUCAAAACCAAAAAUUGUCAGCAACGUUCUAAUGAGAAAUGGCCAGACUGAGAAACUCCUGAAAUCCCACGAGAAGAAUCGACAGAAGGAAUUGGCCGAGAAGCAGGAGAAGCACAAGCGUAAAGUUACUUUCGUCGACAAAGUAGAGAACAAUGUGAAGGAUAAUGAGGAAAAUGAUGUGAAUAAAAAAAUUGCGGAACAAUCUGAUAAGAAGGAAUUCCUGCACGCUUUUCGUCUCACCGCCAAGCAACCUUGGAACGAUCCGAUAAAGGACGACAAAACCAUUAACCAGGACGCUAAUAAAACUGCUAAUUGGAAAAUAACAGUCAACACAGCAUUGCAGAGCCCCGAAAAGCAAGAUAAAUCCGAAAAGAAAAACAACAAUGCCGAACGUAAUACAAUUUAUUCGACAAAGAAUAAGACACCCGAAAAAAUCGCCAAUUUCUCCAUGAAAACCGAAACGUCGAAACGGUUUCUCAACGGAAUUGUCAAGGAUUUGAAUACUAGUGAGGAUUCAAAAAUCGACGUCUACGCAUUCCCCAGUGAACCCCCAACUCUUCCAGCCGGUGCUGUCAAGCGAAAGUGUCCCCCAGGUCUACCGAUUUUCGAAAUGGGUCGCAAACGACCGCAUCUACAGGGACAAAUUCGAAAGAAGCCGCCCACACCCGUGAAAAUUGCCAAAAAACAAGAAAACCCGACACCAGCAAAAAAAGUGAAAGAAUCCACCCCCCUGAGUGGAAUUAGCUGUCCAGUAACCAAUGCAGCAAUACCGAAACCAACAAUUUCGGACAAUACCAGAAAUCUCCUGGACGGUUGUGGUUUGAACAUUCCCGCUAGUCUAAGUAUCACACUAACCGCCCCGAAGUCACCCAACUACAACACCACAUCAUCCGCAGAUGCCGUCAAUCUCAACAAGGACAAUCAAAUUCUCCCCGGCAAGGUUAAUCCCAGUAUUACCCUGAACGAUCGCUCCGUCGACCCACGUGUCCUAAAGGCCCUCAAGACAGGACAAAUCCGAAUGCCCGUCGCCUCGAGUCGACCAAAAGUGAAACCCGCCCUAGAACGAACCCAGCCAGUGAAGCGAAAGAAGGACGACAUUCUCGACCUGAGCGGCACCAGAAAACUCGACAUCCACCCUCUGCGAAUUCCCCAACCAGUCUCGAAAUUCAAAAGCAAAUCAUCAAGAGACAAUUCCCCGGCAGCUCUCCCGGCGUCUAGUCAAGUGGUCACUUUAACCGGAGGACAAAAAUACUACCGAGCACCUCCUGGUUCCCUAACACCCGCAGUCCAUCGGGUCGCCGACUACCCCCAAACACCGCCAUCCCGUGGACCAGUCUACGCACCCUGCUUCCCAUCGUCGCCCCACAACAGCGGUCGCAACAACAUCUCCUCCGUAUUCCCCAGUCUACAGAGUCUCUACGCCCUCAGCCAAGCCCCGAACCUCCAACAAUUCCAAAUGGACAAUCGCCUCCGACUUCCACAACCAGAAAGUACAACCUCCACCGGUCCGAGUAAAAGUCACCUAGCCGCUCAAUGCGCUCCCCUAAAACCCGCCAGGUCUUCCUUCGCCUCUCUCGCAGUUCCUAUAGUUAAGCAGUCGUCCCAUCUUCGACAACUCACCUUCACUCCGGUCAUGAAUCCACAAACAGAACUGAAGAAAAACAAUACCAUUAACAGAGAGGAAUUGUCGAAUCAGAAUAAUACCGAAACGGAAAAAUCUUCGGCAACCAUCGCCAAGAUUGUUAAGAAUGUUAAGGAUGGCAAGGAUGGUAAGGAUGGCAAAGACGGCAAGGAUACCAAGGAUGGUAAAGACAGCAAGGAGGGCAAGGAUACCAAGGCUAUCAAAGACCUCGAGAGGCCCGGCGAAAAAUUAAGUCAAUCUAGUUCUAGUCUACAACCGAAUCAAGAGGCCAGUGCAUCAAAUAGUAUUGAUUCGAAUCUACAAGAAGCCGCCAGUCCCAGAGUGACCUCAACAGUCUCGCCCUCGCCACCACCGCCACUCAACCCAAUCUCCAGUAUUAAUAAACUCUCCCACUCCUCCACCGAUGAAGUCUUCUCAUCUUCAAACUGUAACAAAACCUCCGAAGUGACGAGCACAAAAUCACCCGAGAGUCCCGAUUCCAGUUCGAUUGUGAACGAAAAUUCGAAUAGCGCUCCUAGUGCACCAAUUGGCGAACAACAGAAAGAAGAGACGAAAACUACUCUCAAAGCAGAAGCGGAGAAAGAAACAACGAGUAUUCCGAAGAAAAUUGAUGAUGUUCCUGCUGCCGUUGAGUCGAAGGAGAAAAAAAUUGAGAAUAUCAAAGUUGAUGUCAAUCAGAUGACAUCGGAGGUCUUCCAAAAAAGAUUGCUGGCUGCUUUUCCAUCUAAUGAAUGGGCGAAUAAUCCAAUUGCGGCGAAACAUUUGGGGAAUUUACUGAAGAGUUUGACGUCAAUGCAAAAUGAAGAUCAGACGGAUAAAAAGGCGCAGACAAAGGAGACGAAGGAAAUAAUAUCAAGCAAGUGUGUUAAGGAUAUUUUACCGAAAACAAAUGUUGAGGUAACUGACUGAUCAAACUUUUUAUCAAUUGUUCCCAAUAUUUUCUAUUUAGACCGCAUAAACACCAGAGGGGUUUGAAUUUAUUUGGAAUGUUUCUCCUUUUCUUUUUUGAAAAUGAAACGAUUCUAUUUAUGUGAAUCAGAAUAUUGAUUUCAAUCCAAAGGUAAUUUUUCUGCAAUUUUUUUUUGUAAGUUAUACAAUUUUUUGUUAUUUUUGCAAUUUUUUUUUGUCAUCUCGACAAUUUUUGGCUCUUGUUAUUUAUCAAUUAUAUUAGGUUGAAAAAUUUCUUUAUUUCAAAAAUUCGCACAAAGGAAAAUCACUUUUCUAAAAAUGGAAAAUAUGUCUCGAAGAUUGGCGACGACGCUCGGCGACAAAAAUGAUUUUUUUCGGAUUUUUAGUGAUGAAAAUGCCAUUAAUUUUACUAUUUUCAUUCAGGUGGAGUUGUAAAAUUUUUAAUUUACAGCUCUCUAAAUUUGAAUGAGUAACAAUGUUUAUUAAUUUGAACUGACUUUUUGCUUUUAAA
Messenger RNA from Leptopilina heterotoma, 5020 nucleotides. RefSeq names its product polycomb group protein Psc-like. Gene Ontology annotation, biological process: negative regulation of transcription by RNA polymerase II. The transcript has 6 exons. Gene Ontology annotation, molecular function: promoter-specific chromatin binding; metal ion binding. The record is from RefSeq and is a predicted model, not a curated record. Lineage: Eukaryota; Metazoa; Arthropoda; Insecta; Hymenoptera; Figitidae. Gene Ontology annotation, cellular component: PRC1 complex. The coding region runs from base 664 to 4509 and encodes 1281 amino acids.